Molecule: messenger RNA, 720 nt
Organism: Cryptococcus wingfieldii CBS 7118
Lineage: Eukaryota; Fungi; Basidiomycota; Tremellomycetes; Tremellales; Cryptococcaceae
Exons: 1
Coding region: 1-720 (239 amino acids)
Source: RefSeq, a predicted model, not a curated record
AUGUCUCAAAUCACAGUCCAAGCAUGGGAAACCAACCGAGCCGACUCUGCUAUCCCCCAGAGCACCAAUGACGAUAUCACCCAAACAGUCAACGGUAUCGUAGAAUACGACCUGCCCAAAGCAGAAACGAGGCAUCCAUCGUCAACUCUGCCCGGGCAGCGAUACGGCUCGUUCACUAUAUGGAGCCACUCACGCCAUGAUCUUGAAAAGUCAAGGAUCUUGAGGGGAUCCUUUGUAUCAGGCAAUGCACUGCCCGGGGCGGCUUCUAGCGCGUCGAAGGUUGAUGUUGACAAUGUCAGUGUAGCGAACGAACUUUUGAGCAAGAUUACUGCUACACUCCACGAAGAUGGAGGAUGGCUGGACGAUUGCUGCACUCAGCAGAGCGCACGUCCACUGAAAGAAAAAGAAGAAAGUGUCUAUCACGACUUGGUCAACGAGGACCCAGAGCGUUAUCGCAACAUCGGCCUCCGCCGCACUGAUCGAGAUACGGCCCAAGAUGUCUUGAUUUGCCAAUACAUGUCUACCAAAGCUACGCAUCAUCUCAGUCAAGGCGGAGUGGAUCAGCGGGUGGUAUGGCUGUCGCCUGAUGAUGAGACAAAGACAUAUGUGUACUUGCCUGGGUCUAUGGUCGUUCCAGCAGGUACUACUGGACAUGAUGGGCGAGGAAGCGGGUCGGUUAUCUUUCGCGAGACAUCGACUACAGCUGGGGAAGGCGCAUAA